Messenger RNA from Staurois parvus, 354 nucleotides. Lineage: Eukaryota; Metazoa; Chordata; Amphibia; Anura; Ranidae. The record is from the annotation of a GenBank genome assembly.
AUCACUCACCUGCACUCGGUGGUUUCUGAUGAUCACUGACGGGGAGGAGGACUGUUUUGUUUACUAACAGUACUCCUCCCUGUCAGCUCGGGCACACUGCUCUGGAUGGCUAGCAGUGAGAUUACAGUGAAACACACACACAAUUCCCCCUAGUAAAACACUCCCUGCACACAGUUAACACUUUGAUCGCCCCUCAUGUUAACCCCUUGCUGCCCAGUGCCAUUAGUACAGUGUCAGUGCUUUGUUUUAGCACUGAUCACUGUAUUGGUGUCACUGGGGAUGUCAGUGACACCAAGUCAGUCCCCCCCAGUGUCAGAAUGUCCGUCACAGUCCUGCAGUCUCACUAUAAGUCGC